AUGGCUGAUCUGAUAGAUAUCAGCUUGUUGCUUGAUGGGGCAGAGGAGACAAUGGAUGGAGGCAAUUUAGAGAUUGGUGAGAUGAUUGACUUGGGAAUUCUAGACCCAGUACCAAUCCCAACUGAUGUUACAACUGAGACUACAUCCACUAUCCAAAAUACAAGUACCACUCAAAACACAACAACUGUUGUUGAGCCAACACCUCCAGUUGACCCAGCUCAGAGUUCUCAGAGCCAAAUCAAUGCUUUUGGUAAAGCUCCUCGUCCCAAAAAUUCUGUUGUUCAUACUGAGAUGGUUCUUGUUGAGAUGCCAGAUGGUGUCAAGAAGUGGAAAUGCAAAUGGUGUGGUAAGCUUUAUACUUAUGACACUAAAUGGAAAAGCACUUCUAAUGGUAAAAAAACACUUAGAAAAUUGCAUCCAAAGGAAGCUGAGGAUGAGAGGGUUAGAGAGGUUGCAGCUUAUAUGAUUCUAGGGCAUGAAUUUCCUUUUUCUGUUAUGGAAGGUGUAAUUUUUAAUGGAUUCCUUAAAGAGAUUUAUCCUUGGUAUAAAAAGAUUAGUAGACAUCAGGUUAAGUUGGAUUGUGAAACAUUUUAUGAAGCUGAGAGAGUUAAGAUGAAAAGGUCAAUGUCACAGAUUAACAGGAUCAGUCUUACAACUGACCUGUGGUGGUCUGGUGAACAAAGAAUUGGUUAUAUGACUGUGACUGGACAUUUCAUUGAUUCAAAAUGGCAGCUUCAUAAAAGAGUUUUAUCUUUUAAGAAUGUUCCUCCACCACAUUCUGGUGAAGUUUUAUGUAGGGAAUUGAUUAAGGUGAUGGAUGAUUGGGGUAUAAGAGAUAAAGUUGUUUCUAUUUUAGUUGACAAUGCUAGUGCCAAUGAUAAUUGUAUUUCUAGAUUGAAGAGAGAUUUUUCUGGUAGGAGAAAUCUUCCACUGGAUGGAAAAUUGUUUCAUGUUAGAUGUUGUGCACACAUCUUAAAUCUGUUGGUUCAGGAUGGGCUUGAUAUGAUAAAGGUGAUUGUGGAUAAAGUUAGGAAUGGUGUCAAAUAUUUGUUGAAUUCUGAAACAAGGUGCAAAGCAUUCAAGAAAAUUGUUGAUGAGUUGCAACUUGAGGGCAUGAUGCAAGUAUUGGAUACUAAGACCAGAUGGAACUCAACUUGGUUGAUGUUGUCCACAGCUUAUCAUUACAGAGAAGUAUGGCCUAGAUAUGCUGAAGAAAAUGGAGCAUUUCUUAGUUUUUUGCCUGAUGCAAAUGAUUGGGAAGAUGUUCAUGAUAUUUGCAAAUUUUUGGAAGUUUUUGCUGAUGUGACAGGAAUUAUUAGUGGUACAUCUUACCCUACUUCUAAUUUGUUUUUGGCCAAGCUUUUCAGGGUGAAGGUUUUACUUGAUAACCCCUAUGAUAUCUUAAACAAUCCUCAGUUACAGGCCCUUGCUAAUGAGAUGAAGUUGAAGUAUGACAAGUAUUGGGCAGAGUCUAAUACAUUGAUUUCUAUUGCUGCAAUUCUUGAUCCAAGGUAUAAAAUGAUCUUCAUCAAAUGGGUAUAUCCCUUCUUGUAUCCAAAUGCUACUCAAGCAGCUUCCUAUGAACAAGAGUUGGCAACCAAUUUACACACUCUAUUCCAAUUGUAUCAAGACACCUUUGGAGUUAAUGAUGCCCUUAUUUCUGAAACUUCUGAAGUAGGAAGUAGUUCUGGAUUAGGAAAGAGAAGUUUUGAGAGGUUUUUAGAAACUGUGGUUGGUAGUUCUAAUACAAAAUCAGAUCUUGACUUGUAUCUUGAGGAGUCUCCAUUGAAGGUUCCCCCAAACACCAAGUUUGAUGUUUUAACUUGGUGGAUGGGAAAUGAGGCCAAGUAUCCUGUUCUUAGUAGAUUAGCAAAAGAUAUACUAAUUGUUCUAGUUACAACAGUUGCUUCAGAAGCAACUUUUAGUGCUGGUAAAAGGAUUAUUGAUCCAAAACGAGCUUCAAUGAAAACUAAGACCGUGAAAAUGGUGCUUUGUGGGAGUGAUUGGGUCAAGGAGAGAUACGGGAUUAAAAAGGGAUGCACUUCAAGUAUUGAACCUCAAGAUGACCUUCUUACAUAUGAUUUUGGUCAGCAAUAG
Messenger RNA from Vicia villosa (hairy vetch), 2097 nucleotides. RefSeq names its product zinc finger BED domain-containing protein RICESLEEPER 2-like. The coding region runs from base 1 to 2097 and encodes 698 amino acids. Gene Ontology annotation, molecular function: protein dimerization activity; DNA binding. The transcript has 4 exons. Lineage: Eukaryota; Viridiplantae; Streptophyta; Magnoliopsida; Fabales; Fabaceae. The record is from RefSeq and is a predicted model, not a curated record.